ACAGCAAAGCCAAAAGCACAAGGUAAAAGUCGCUAAUCUUCUCCUUCUAGUUAUUUCCAGGAAUGGUGAUAAGAAUUCUGAUUUUCUCGAAAUUUGAAAAAAAAAUGUUUGUUUCGUUUUUCUUGUUACACGAAAUGCGUCAUUCUCUGGAAAGUUGUUAAUUGAAUUUUUUUUUUUUUGGGGGUUCGAGUUCGUUACUGUUGAGGGAAUGGCGUCUAUGGAGGGUUUGGAACCCAUAACCGUUUCCCCACAAAAACAAGACCCGGGUUGGAAACACUGUCAGGUUUUCGUGAAAAACGAUGAAAACUCAAAUGGGGUUGUUAAUAAGGUUGAGUUAAAGAAGUGUCUUUAUUGUGGUAAGAUGUUUCAGGGCGGUGGGAUUCAUAGGCUCAAAGAGCAUCUUGCCGGUCGGAAGGGCAACGGUCCGAUUUGCGACCGGGCCCCCGAGGAUGUUCGGAUUGCUAUGCAGCAGCAUUUAGAGAAUAACCUUGCUGUCAAGAGGCAGAAAAAGAAGCAAACCCUUGUUGUUGUUAACCAGGGUUCUAGUGAAUUAGAUGACUACUCAUUGUCCAACCGAAUUUCCGAUUCGGCUUUGGUGGUUCGUGGAGGAGAUGUCGGGAUUAGUAGUAGGAGUGUGGAUAUGGAUGGAGUUUUGUUGGGGACAUUGAGAAAUUCUCUUCCAGUUUCUUCUGGCGGCGUUGAUGUUGUUAAAGGUGUUGAGUUUAGUGAUAAUGCGCUAUUGGAACCGAGUGGAGAGCCCGAUUCGAAAUUUUCCUUUAGUCACAAAGAAGAUGUUGGAAUGAGUGUGGAGAGAAGAUUUAGGUUGAGAGAUGUAAAUUCUUCGAUAGAAAAUAUUGGUGCCGGUUUUGCUAGUAAUGUUACUAAAUCAAGUCACAAUCCAGCUGGUAUUACUCUUAGAGAAAAUUCAAAUUCAUUUGCUGAACACGCUCAACAAAGAUUGCCGCUGGUUUCUCUUCCCCAUUCAGAUGUUUUGGUAAAUCGGGAAGAAGUCAAAAUUGGUAAUCCAAGUGCCACUAAAAGGAAGAGAUUAAUAGAUGAAAAUUCUUAUGCUGGUGAAGAAGCUGGUAUCCUUAGUAAUGACCUUGAAUUGGAAAGGAUUAAUAGUCAACGACGAGUUCAUGUGGCUAUAGGGAGAUUUUUGUACGAAAUUGGGGCGUCUCUGGAUGCAGUUAAGGAAUCAGUUUAUUUCCAACCGAUGAUCGAUGUAAUUGCGUCAGGGAGUUCAGGGGUUAUAGCACCCUCAUAUCAUGAUCUCCGUGGUUGGAUACUGAAGGAUGUGGUUGAAGAAGUGAGAAAUGACAUUGAUCAGUGUACAGCACGAUGGGAAAAAACCGGUUGUUCUCUUUUAGCCAGCCAAUGGAACUCUGGAAAAGGUAGAAGCUUCCUCAACUUUUCAGUAUAUUGCCCUGAAGGAACAAUUUUCUUAAAAUCCGCGGAUGUCUCAGACAUUAUACAGUCUCCUGAUGCUUUGCACAAUUUGUUUCAACAAGUAAUUGAAGAAGUUGGAGUUAAACAUAUUUUACAAGUUAUAACAAACAGUGAAGAGCAAUAUAUUGUUGUUGGGAAAAGAUUGAUGGAGACUUUCCCUACCCUCUACUGGUCUCCUUGUGCAGCUCACUGCAUAGAAUUGAUGCUUGAGGAUUUCGGCAAAAUUGAGUGGAUAAAGUCGGCAAUUGAACAAGCGAAAUCCGUUACAAGAUUCAUCUACAAGCAUACUGUAGUUUUGAAUAUAAUGAGAAGGUAUACGUUUGGCAUUGACAUUGUUAGGCCUGGAGAAUGUCUCUGUAUUACUAACUUCAUGACAUUGAAACAAAUAGCUGAUUUGAAACUUAAUUUGCAGUCCAUGGUUACUUCACAGGAGUGGAUGGGCUCCUCUCAUGCAAAUACAGUGGAAGGGUUGGUGUUGCUAGAUACAUUAACUAAUCGUUCAUUUUGGUCUUCAAUUAUCUUGAUCAACCGUUUAACAGAUCCACUAUUGCGAGCAUUGAACAUUGUUGGUAGCAAGAAGAGGGCUGCAAUGGGAUAUGUUUUUGCAGGGAUAUAUCGAGCAAAAGAAAUGAUUAAGCGAGAGCUUCCUAAAAGAGAAGAUUAUAUGUUCUACUGGAAUAUUAUCGAUUGCAGGUGGAAAAACUUGUGGCACCAUCCUCUUCAUACUGCGGGUUUCUACCUUAACCCCAAGUUCUUUUAUAGUGUUGAAGGAGACGUGGCUAACAGCAUCGUGUCUGGAGUGUUUGACUGCAUCGAAAGGUUCAUUUCCGAUAUAGAAGUUCAAGAUAGAAUUGUCAAAGAGAUAAACUUGUACAAAGAUGCUGCUGGAGAUUUGGGGAGGAAGUUAGCAAUUAGAGCCAGAGACACUCUUCUUCCUGCUGAAUGGUGGUCUACGUAUGGAGGUGGUUGCUCUUUUUUGUCUCGUUUUUCUGUUCGUCUUCUCAGUCAAACUUGCAGUUUAGUUCAUCACAAAUCAAAUCAAAUUCCCUUCGAACAAUUGCACGAGACACGGAACUGUUUAGAGCAUCAAAGGCUUAAUGAUCUUGUCUUUGUUCAGUACAACUUGCAACUGAGACAAAUGUCUAAUAGGACCAAAGUGCUGGAAUAUGCAGACCCUUUAUCAUUUGACAGGAAAAGUGUUGUUGAAGACUGGAUCAUGGAGAAGGAAGUAAAUUUAGAGGACAUUAGGUCUGCGAAUUGGAUGUCAGUUGAUCCGCCUUCCGUUAACUCGAUGCUUUUAGAACUUUCGAAUGAAGAAGCUGAAGAUUUGCGUGCAGGUUUUGAUGAUUGCGAGAUUCUUAAUGGAUUGAAGGAGGUCAAGGAGGAAGUCAUUAACAUGAUGCAGUAAAUUGUUACUAUUAUUUUUUUUGCUAAUGGUAGUAAAUUAAUUAGUAGGGCAACAUCCAGAAAGCAUGAUACUGACUUCAUAUGCUGUCUUUACGGAGUGGUACAUAGAGAGAAGCAAGAAAGCUCUAUAUAUAUUUUUCCUUUGCUUAAAGA
Messenger RNA from Morus notabilis, 3009 nucleotides. RefSeq lists its product as uncharacterized. Bases 209 to 2857 code for a protein of 882 amino acids. The transcript is spliced from 4 exons. The record is from RefSeq and is a predicted model, not a curated record. Gene Ontology annotation, molecular function: protein dimerization activity. NCBI's taxonomy places the organism in Eukaryota, Viridiplantae, Streptophyta, Magnoliopsida, Rosales, Moraceae.